Molecule: messenger RNA, 2384 nt
Organism: Leopardus geoffroyi (Geoffroy's cat)
Lineage: Eukaryota; Metazoa; Chordata; Mammalia; Carnivora; Felidae
Product: zinc finger protein 791-like
Exons: 4
Coding region: 262-2088 (608 amino acids)
Biological process (GO): negative regulation of transcription by RNA polymerase II
Molecular function (GO): DNA-binding transcription repressor activity, RNA polymerase II-specific
Source: RefSeq, a predicted model, not a curated record
GACGAUGAAUAUUCAGAAAGGGGAGCUCUGUCGGGGGCAGUCUAGGCGGGCGUGAGGUUGCUCGGACCGAGCUGGAAGACGUGCCCAGAAAGCACGCGUGCAGUGUGACGGUCACGGAGCCAGAGCUGCUCCCGGGGGCUGAGACUUGGACGUUAGAAUCGAGCGGAGGCCUCUGUGGUCUUUGAGGAUGUGGCUGUGAACUUCACCCCAGAAGAGUGGGCUUUGCUGAAUCGUGGUCAGAGGAAGCUCUACAGAGAUGUGAUGCUGGAGACCUGCAGGAACCUGUCUGCCGUGGGUAAGGAUGGCUCCAUACCUUCACUGGUCUUUUCAGAGAAGCAGAAAUUUCACAGCAGUGGAGAUUUGACCCGAAUGCAGGAAGGGCUUUUGAGAAGUCCUUUGGUGGAGAGUGUCUGUGAACGUAUUGAAGGAGAUCCAUGUGGAGAAACCCUGAACCCGAUUACAAGUCUUACUGUGCAUGAGGGCUGUCCCACUGGAGGCAAAUCCUGUGAAUGCGCUAAGUGUAGGGAAGCCCUCACAGAUGGUUUUUUUCUAGGGACUCUGGGAAGAUCUCACCCAGGACUCAAAUCUAGUCCCUGUGAGGAAUGUGGGCUGGCCUGUAGCUCCGUCUCAAGCCUCAGCACUCAGGUGGGUGCAGACCUUGUAGAGAAACCCUGUGAGGGUCAGGACACCGGGAGAGCAUCAGAGACAUACGCAAAGAGUCUGAGUAGUAAAAAAUCUCUAGAGUGCAAGAAAUGUGGAAAAGCUUUCACUUGCAUUUCUUCUUUUCAGGGUCAUGUGCAAAAUGACUGUGUACAGAGAGUCCAUGCAUGUGACGUGUGUGGGAAAGCCUUUAUGUGUCACUCUGAUCUUACACAUCACGUGAGAACUCAUACUGGGGAGAGAACCUAUCAAUGUCAGGAGUGUGGGAGAGCCUUCCAGUGUAAGUCAGGCCUGCAGAAACAUGUGAGGACUCACACUCCAGAGAAACUCUAUAAAUAUCAGCCCUGUAGGAAAUCCUUCCCUGGCCAGCAGUCCUUUCUAGUACCUAGGAGAAGACACACAGGGGACAGACACUUGGAAUGUAAGGAGUGUGGGAAAACUUUCAAGAAGCAUCUACAGUUUGAACGUCACAUGACCACACACAAUGUAAUGAAACCCUAUGAAUGUCGGGAGUGUGGCAAAACCUUCAAGCAUCACCCAGACCUGCGAGUACAUAUGAGGACACACACUGGGGAAAGACCCUAUGAAUGUAAGGAAUGUGGGAAAUCUUUCCGAAAGUAUGAACAUGUUAAACGUCACAUGACCACUCACAGUACUGUGAAACCCUAUGAAUGUCAGCAAUGUGGCAGAGCCUUCCGGGAUCACACAGACCUGCGAGUGCAUAUGAGGACACACACUGGGGAAAGACCGUAUGAAUGUCAACAAUGUGGGAAAGCCUUCAGAUAUCUUGGGAAUCUGCGAGAGCAUGUGACGAUACACACGGGGGAGAGACCCUAUGAAUGUCAGGAGUGUGGGAAAGCCUUCAGGUAUAACUCAUGCCUGCGAGAACAUGUGAGGAAACACACUGGGGAGAGACCCUAUCAAUGUCAGCACUGUGGAAAAGCCUUCAUUCGACACCACACCCUCAUGCUACAUACUGCGAGAAGACACUCAGUGGGUGGACACUUGGAAUGUAAGGAGUGUGGGGAAACUUUCAGGAAGCAUCAACCUUUUGAGCAUCACAUGACCACACACAAUGUAGUGAAACCCUAUGAAUGUCAGGAGUGUGGGAAAGCCUUCAGGUAUCACAGAGACCUACGAAUACAUGCGUGGACACACACUGGGGAAAAACCCUGUAAAUGUCAGCACUGUGGGAAAGCCUUCACAUCUCCUUCAAACCUGGGAGCACACAUGAGGACACAUGCUGAGGAGAGACCUUUUGAGUGUAUGGAGUGUGGGAAAGCUUUCCGUCAGCUGCAAAAUUUUGAAAGUCAUUUGAAAACACACAGCACCAUUAAAUCCUAUGAAUGUAAGAAGUGUGGGAAGGUGUACAAGUUCUCCUCCUCUCUUCGAGCGCAUAUGAAGAAACACCCUGGGGAGAGACCUUGACAGAUCACCGCUUCCUUCAAGAACAUGUGAGGCUGCACAGUGGACAGUAAGCCUCUGUAUGCAAGGACUCUGCUAAGACCUUCCAGUGUCUCGUAGACCUGGGCAGAAGAACCUUAUGAAUGAUCGCUCUGUGGGAAAGCCUUCAGUUGUCCCUCUUCCCUCCGAGAACACACGCGCAAGUACAGUAAUGUGAAACAUUACACACGUAAGCACCAUGGAAAAGCCUGUCCAGGAAUCUGUGAGCAAAGCCACACUGUAGGAAAGCAUUGAUUUUUCCUUCAAAUAUUUUUUUUUUA